This is a messenger RNA of Fragaria vesca subsp. vesca, 1165 nucleotides long. RefSeq lists its product as uncharacterized. The record is from RefSeq and is a predicted model, not a curated record. The transcript has a single exon. Bases 180 to 914 code for a protein of 244 amino acids. Lineage: Eukaryota; Viridiplantae; Streptophyta; Magnoliopsida; Rosales; Rosaceae.
CCCAAUCCAUUUUCAUCAUAAAGUUUCAAUCUUUGCUGAAAUUUCAAACACCCAGAAGCCAAAUUCAAUCAUAGAAAGAAACCCAGUUCAUAUUUCUCCAUUUCUCUGCUACCCAAUUCACCAAAGCUUGGAUUUUUGAGUUUGUCUAUCUGGGUGUUUCUGGAAAUCCCAACCCUCCAAUGUGGCGGCCGUGGAGCAAAUCAACGGUUCAGAUUUACAACACGUCAUCACCGACCUCGCCGUUCUCGUUCUCCUCCUUCAAAGACAUCCAGAACCUCUGCGCCGACGAGCCGCCGCCGCCCGCCGCCGCCAAGAAAGCCUCUGCGAUCUUCCACCGCGUCCGAGUCGCCAACUCGCUCCUCCGCGCCUGGUCAACUCGGCCCAAAGAUGAGCCUAACCAAACUACGACGCAAAACGACCCGUCGUCUAACUCCAUCUCCCUCCCGGGCGCCGAGAAACGCAUUGUCGUAUACUACACCAGCCUACGUGUCGUGCGGCGGACGUAUGAGGACUGCCACGCCGUCCGAUCAAUACUCCGGGGGUUCCGCGUGACAUUGGACGAACGAGAUCUGGCGAUGGACCACGGCUUCAUUGCGGAACUGCAGCAGAUUCUGGGUCAAAGGAAGUUGACCCUGCCGAGGGUUUUCAUUGGCGGGAGGUACAUUGGUGGGGCGGAGGAGGUGAAACAGCUGCACGAGGCUGGCGAGCUCAAGAAGUUUGUGGAAGGCCUGCCCGUACAGGAACCGGGCUCGUGCGGCGCGUGUGGUGGGUACAGGUUUUUACUGUGCGAGGAGUGUAAUGGGAGUCAUAAGUUGUACUCGGAGAAAGGUGGCUUCAGGAGUUGUACCUCUUGCAAUGAGAAUGGUCUCAUCAGGUGCCCUUCUUGUUCUUGUGCACCAAUCUUAGCUAACUAGGAAGAAGAAGAAGAAGAAGAAGAAGAAGAAGAAGCAAUUUUUCUUUUUAUUUUGUUGGUUUUUGUUUUCUUUAAUUUCUGGGUUGGAGUAGAUUAAUUUGUAGUUUUUUGUUAUGGAAGAUGUUGUUGGGUAUGUAAUGUAAGAAAGUGUAGUUCCCAACCAGACAUGGGGUGUGACAUUUUGUCACCCAUUGGAUUUUACUUGCUAACUUUUGGUUAUCAACUUGAUCAGGUACAUUUUUUUAUGUUCUC